UUAAUAGCACAGGGAGUUUGUCCGGCCUGGAAAGAAGGAAAGAAAGUGACAGAGAGAGAGAGAGAGAGAGAGAGAGAGAGAGAGAGAGAGAGAGAGAGAGAGAGAGAGAGAGAGAGGACAAAAAGAGAGAGAGUAGAGAGAGAGAGAAAGGGCAGAGACCCUGUCACCUGCAUGACUUCGGUUCACAAGGCAGGAAACUUCACAUGAUUCUGUCAGCUCCAGUGGAAGGAACAUUGUUUUGGUGGAAUGGGUCAUGCUAAUCCAGCCUGUAGCUUUGAUCACGUUGUUUUAUUACCAUCGGUGUGACAAAGGGUUGCUGCACAUAAAGUGACCUAUUUAGAAUAGCUGGAGUAAAUUAUGAUCUUUGUUGUGGUGAGAAGCUAAGUACAAAGUUCCAGUUUGAGUGUGUGAAUGUGUGUGUGUGUAAGUUUGGUCCUCUUCCAUCAUGAGAUCCAGCAGGAGAAGUUUCCUGCUACGCCGGUCUAAUUUCUGCAUGUAUGUGACUUACCUGUUAGUGACAAUACAUCUGUGUUUGGGACUGGAGAUUGUUUGGGGCUGGGGAUUACUGCAGUAAAGUAUGUCCCCUUUUCAUCAAGCCCUUUCCCCUCUCAUUCAUGCUUCUGUACACAGUGUGGAAGCAGAAACCCGAUGUGUGGAGCCGCCAGGGCCCCACAUAGACGGCCCUUACAGCCAGACCACAGCGUACCUGCGUGGCACCGAGCGCUACAGUGACAACAGCAGGUGUCCUGGUCCUCCAGGCCCCCGAGGGCUUCCGUGUGUGGCGCCUCCCAGCUCGGCCAGCCUUGCCUGGGCACUGCGAACACGUCAUCAGCCUGCCAGUCUGGCCCUCCGCAAGCAAGAGGAGGAGGAGAACAAGAGGUGCAAGGCCAGUCUCUCUGACAGCUAUGAGCUCUCCACAGACCUACAGGACAAGAAGGUGGAGAUGUUGGAGAGAAAGUACGGUGGCUCCUUCGUGAGCCGCAGAGCAGCCCGGACCAUCCAGACGGCCUUCCGCCAGUACCGUAUGAACAAGAACUUUGAGCGCCUCCGCAACUCGGCGUCCGAGAGCCGCAUGACGCGACGCAUCAUCCUGUCCAACAUGCGGCUGCAGUACUCAUUUGACGACCGCCAGGCGCAGCAGCAGGGGGCCGGAACACAGACAAACUUCACACACAGUGUGGGUAUCGGCCCUCCUCAUUCACCUGACACAGAGCGGACAGGAGACUACACACACCUAGAAGACUCCUUCUCCAAACAGGUAAAGUCCCUGGCUGACUCCAUAGAUGACGCCCUGACCUGCCGUGGAGGGCGGGAUGACUCCCAAGAGGGUAGCAGGGAGGGCGGAGGCAUCAGUGAUGACUUUGGGGAGUGUGUGUGGAGCAGCAGCAGUAACCCCUCAUCCCGCAGAGGCCUGGGUGAGAGAUCCCGAGGAGGUGGAGGAGGCCUCAGCAUGCACGGAGACAGCACAGCCACCUCCUACAGUGAUGUCACUCUAUAUAUGGAUGACUGCAUGCCCUCCUCGCCCCUGUCUCUGGACCGGGCCCCCAGCAGCACAGACACAGAGUACUGGGGCCCCAGGGGAGGCGUGGGGGGCCGUGAGGACAGCAGGGAUACUGAGGGAGGGGGUAGUAGUAACAGCCGUCGCAGCACCCCCUGCACGGAGUGUCGAGACUACCGUCUAAGGGGCGCCCACCUGCCCCUGCUCACCAUCGAGCCCCCCAGCGACAGCUCCGUGGACACUAGCGACCGUUCAGACCGUGGCUCCCUCAGCAGACAGAUCUAUGAGCAGGAGCCAGCAGGAGGAGCAGGCUCUCCUCAGGGAACCCUGAAACACUCCCCUAACACUCCCCGCCCUGUCUCCACAGCAGCAGCGCAGGGCCAGACCCGGGCCCCUGACCGGGGCCCCCCCCUGCCCACUCACAUCCCCCAUCACGUGGCACACCACCAUCACCACCACCCUCACCACCACCAGUACCCAGACACCCCCUCGUCCUCGUCCUCCCCCCAGCAGCCCCCCACCACCCCCCUGUCCUCCUCCUCCUCUGCUGCGCUGCCCCCUGGUGGCCUAGAGCAGCCCUGCCUGUCUGACGGGGACAACGACUCUCUCAACUCCACCACCAACUCCAACGAAACGGUGAACUGCAGCUCUGGCUCCUCGUCUCAGGACAGCUUGAGGGAGCCCCUACCCCCUCUGGGCAAGCAGACCUACCAGAGAGAGAGUAGACACAGCUGGGACUCACCGCCAUUCAACAACGACGUAGUGCAAAGACGCCAGUACCGCAUCGGACUCAACCUAUUCAACAAGAAGCCAGAGAAAGGGAUCCAGUACCUGAUCGAGAGAGGCUUUGUGUCCGACACUCCGGUUGGGAUCGCUCGCUUCAUCCUGGAGAGGAAGGGCCUGAGCAGACAGAUGAUUGGAGAAUUCCUUGGUAACCGGCAAAAACAGUUCAACAAGGACGUACUGGAUUGUGUGGUGGACGAGAUGGAUUUCUCUGGGAUGGAUCUGGACGAUGCUCUGAGGAAGUUCCAGGCCCAGAUCAGAGUUCAAGGAGAAGCCCAGAAAGUAGAGAGGCUCAUAGAGGCUUUCAGUCAGCGGUACUGUGUGUGUAACCCAACGCUGGUCCGCCAGUUCCAGAACCCAGACACAAUCUUCAUCCUGGCCUUCGCCAUCAUCCUCCUCAACACGGAUAUGUACAGCCCCAACGUUAAGGCAGAGAGGAAGAUGAAGAUAGAGGACUUCAUCAAGAACCUCAGAGGAGUGGACAAUGGCCAGGACAUUCCCAGGGAUCUGUUGGUUGGGAUCUACCAGCGCAUCCAGAAGUGGGAGCUAAGGACCAAUGAUGACCACGUGUCCCAAGUGCAGGCAGUGGAGAGAGUCAUAGUAGGCAAAAAGCCUGUGAUGUCUCUGCCACACCGCAGGCUGGUAUGCUGCUGUCAGCUCUAUGAGGUGCCUGACCCCAACCGACCCCAGAGGACAGGAGUUCACCAACGGGAGGUCUUCCUGUUCAAUGACCUGCUGGUGGUGACUAAGAUUUUCCAGAAGAAGAAGACUUCUGUGACGUACAGUUUCAGACAGUCCUUCCCUCUAGUGGAGAUGCAAGUCCACAUGUUCCAGAACUCCUACUACCUCCACGGUAUCCGUCUGACCUCAGCAGUGUUGGGUGGGGACAGUAAGGUCCUUAUCGUGUUCAUGGCUCCCAGUCAGCAGGACCGCACCCGCUUUGUCAGUGACCUGAGAGAGAGUAUAGCUGAGGUGCAGGAGAUGGAGAAGUACAGAGUAGAGUCUGAGUUGGAGAAGCAGAAAGGGGUGAUGAGGACUGGCCUGCUGACCGGCUUGGUCGGAGGCGGAGUGGGGGUGAAGGGUGAGGUGGUGAACGGCACCCUGGGAAGGCCCAGUCUAGAUGACAACUACUCUGCGGGAGAGGGACUGAAACGCUCCGCGCUCAGCUCAUCUCUCAGAGACCUAUCAGACGGAGGGUUCCAUCAUUAGCAGCCCCCGGCCCCACCAGUGUUACCCGGUUCCGGGCGUGAUCCCAGGCUGCUACCCUACAGAAGACUACCGGCCGCAUCGCCCCAUCCUGAGCCCCG
Messenger RNA from Salvelinus namaycush (lake trout), 3588 nucleotides. RefSeq names its product IQ motif and SEC7 domain-containing protein 2-like. Gene Ontology annotation, biological process: regulation of ARF protein signal transduction; actin cytoskeleton organization. The coding region runs from base 578 to 3490 and encodes 970 amino acids. Gene Ontology annotation, molecular function: guanyl-nucleotide exchange factor activity; protein binding. The record is from RefSeq and is a predicted model, not a curated record. The transcript is spliced from 12 exons. Lineage: Eukaryota; Metazoa; Chordata; Actinopteri; Salmoniformes; Salmonidae.